Molecule: messenger RNA, 10245 nt
Organism: Ahaetulla prasina
Lineage: Eukaryota; Metazoa; Chordata; Lepidosauria; Squamata; Colubridae
Product: transcription factor 15-like
Exons: 3
Coding region: 147-653 (168 amino acids)
Biological process (GO): developmental process; regulation of transcription by RNA polymerase II
Molecular function (GO): protein dimerization activity; DNA-binding transcription factor activity, RNA polymerase II-specific; RNA polymerase II transcription regulatory region sequence-specific DNA binding
Source: RefSeq, a predicted model, not a curated record
UGCUCGAUCUAAAAGGAGCAACCAUUCAAAAAAUGACCCUGCUGCUGGAGGGGAGUUGGUAGAGCAGCGGCUGCUGAUGCUAACAGGAGCAAGGUGGCAGCUGCUGGGCAUAAAAGUGAUGGAGCUGAAGGGCUGCCGGCUGGACCAUGAAGUCGAGCGGGGGUGCUGUAUCCGAUCUGGAGGAGCUGGAGAGUGGCAGCAGCGAGAGCAGCUCGGGCCGCUCCCUGCCCGGGACCGGGGCCCAAAGCAAACGCAAACGAAAGGGCCCUCGGCUGAGUGGUCACAACAAACAGAGGCAGGCAGCCAAUGCUCGGGAAAGGGACCGAACCCACAGCGUCAACACCGCUUUCAGCGCCCUCCGCACACUCAUCCCAACAGAGCCUGCAGACCGUAAGCUGUCCAAGAUCGAAACCCUGCGCCUGGCCUCGAGCUACAUCUCGCACUUGGCGAAUAUGCUGCUCCUACAGCAGCAGCAACAGCAAUCUGGUGGGAAUUUGGCUGAAGAGGCCUUGCUUGUGAGGCAGCCCUGCCUGCAGUAUCAGCCUCUCCUGCAGGGAAGCCCUGCCUCAGGGAGCCCAAGAUCCAUCUGCACCUUCUGUCUGAGCAACCAGAGGAGACUGCACAGAGAACGGGACAAACACCUGUCACUUUAAAAUUUUUAUGGAAGUUGAUUCAGAUGAGCUGCUUGUGUAAAUGCUGGACUGGUUACAGAACAGCUCUAGCAGACCGGUUCCAAGGGCUUUUUUGCAGAUGAAAUUGAACACGGUGAGGAAAGUUGCACCUGGCGCGGCAGCUAUUUUCGUGCAAGAAAUGCUAACCCUAAGCAGCCAAGCUCUGAUACCGAUGCCUCCCAAACUGAUGUCACAUGAUGGAACUUGAGCUUCCCAACAUCCAGCAUCUCCUUAUCGUGGAGAUUUCAAGUGCAUCAGAGCUUCUAACCACAACUGAACACACCAAGGAAUGGCAUGUUUCUCUCUUUUUUCUUUUUUUUUCAAAGGCUCCCUGGUUUCUGCCAACAAGCCCAAAGGUUUCCACUGAGAUGGAAGGUCUGUACCCAAAUGGUAGCAAGAAUGCACAUGGGGUCCCAGUUUUUCCAAUCUCAAUGCAAAAAUGAUGCUCCCUUAGGUCAAUCUUCUGAUCCUAGGAAACAAUUAGUUCCUACUUAAGCAUAUAAUCCUGUUCUCUCUAGCUAACGUGUUUCCCCAAAAAUAAGACUGGGUCUUAUAUUAAUUUUUGCUCCAAAAGACACAUUAGGGCUUAUUUUCUGGUUAGGUCUUAUUUUGGGGGAAAUAUGGUACUAAAUGCAUCCAUCUGGCUGACAAUCUUUACUGGGGCUUAUUUUGGGGGUAGGGCUUAUAUUACGAGCAUCCUGAAAAAAUCAUGCUAGGACUUAUUUUCCAGUUGGCUCUUAUUUUGGGGAAAAACUGGGUAAGUACUCCAAACAUCUCUGGAAAGCAUCAGGUUGGGAAAAGUCUGCCCUAGCCAGUCACUGUGUUACAAUGUGCCAAAAAAACAACAACCCCCGUGUCUUUUCUUGUUAUGGGUGAUCACAAACUCAGAGUAUUGAUUUCAUAUGAUGAAAAUGGAGCUAGCCAGCAUGAUUUUCUUUAGGUUAACUGUGAGUCAUAUACAGGCAGCCCUUGAUUUACAAUAGUAUGUUUAGUGAAUGUGCGAAGUUACAACGGCACUGAAAAAGUGACUUAUGACCCUUUUUAAACACUUACAACCAUUUUUAGCAUCUCCAUGGUCACACGAUCAAAAUUCAGAUGCUUGGCAACUGGCUCCUAUUUAUGACGGUAGCAGUGUCCCGGGGUCUUGCGAUCACCUUUUGUGACUUUCUGACAGGCAAAUUUACUGGGGAAGCUAGAUUCACUUAAAAACCAGGUUGCUAAUUUUACAACUGUGACGAGAAAGGUCAUAAAACAAGGCAAAACUCACUUAACAACCAUUUCACUCAGCAAGAGAAAAUGUGGGUUCAAUUCUGGUCCUAAAUCAAGGACUUCCUGUGCCUUCAGAUUGUUAUCUAAGAGACAAAGAACUGCAUUGUAAAGCAGUGGAGAAAGGGAAGUAAAUUGCUUUUGGAGAGCAUAAUUUAGAAAAUGAUUUUUAGAGUUAGGGUUAUAUGAUACACUGGCCAUGGUGAUCAGAAGGAACCUUCUCCCUUCUCUCUUCUCCAGCCUUGUCCUUUGGGAAAUGUUACAUAAUAAGGUUUCCUCUCCCCCCCCCCAUUAAUGGUAGGAGAAACUGGAUAUAUAAUGACUCCAUGGCUAGUUCUGAGCAACUACUUGACCCAUAUACAAAAUUUGGCAUGAAGAUCUGAAGAUCAGUAGCAGACAUAACAUCCAGGAUUGACACAGAUAUAGUUGAAAAGCGAGAGCUGUUCUGUGAAGCUGAGACAUGAUGUUGAGGCAGUGGUGAAAUCCUCCCAGAUUGCCACCGAUUCACUGCCUGUGCAUGUGUAGUGCGCGCCAAAAGCAUGCUGCAUCCGCAUGCAUGCACAGUGCGUGCCAAAUGCACACUGCGUGCACGCAUACUCAAUGCCUGCCAAAUGCGUGCUUCGCACGGUAAAAGGAGGCUUAACAAGGUAAGUAGAACAGCGAGGGGGGGACAGCUGUGCCGCGCAAUUUAGAUUUGCUAGAAAGCAGGAUUUAAAAGCAGCGAAUAUAAACUGCACAGCACAGCUGAUCGUCAGAAAUACCAGUUCAGAUGGAUCGGUAGCUUUUUUUACUACCAGUUUGCCCGAACCGGUAGCUUUUAUCACUACCGGUUCACCCAAACUGGUGCGAACCGGUAGCAUUUCACCCCUGUGUUGAGGUCUUCCUUAUAGAGAUAUGAUAGUAGCGAAACUAUAAACAAAGCUGAUAUUGCAGUAUCCAAUUGGGUCAGUUACCAGGAGGUGUAGUCUUCUGAGUUUUUGGACUCAAGCUGAGUUUUUGGACCCAUCCUCAGGGUAGGUCAAGAAGUAGACACACCUGAGGAUGGGCUCUAGCAUGAGUCUGAAAGCUCAGAAGACUAAACCUCCAGUCCCUGAGACCAACUCAGAUUAGAUCCCACAACAGUAUUCAAUUACAUGAGUGGGGUUUUUUUUCACUAUCAGCAGCAGAAUGAUAAGAUAUGGGUUUCAUCUACCCAAGAGAGAGAUUAUUUAUGCAAAUUAGAUUAUUUAUUGGCUUGUAUAUUGAAUCUUUCCAGGGCUAGGAGAAACUUCUGGAAAUUAGCCAUACAAGAAUAAAGUGUGACCAUUUCUAAUAGCAAUUCCCUCCCUCCCCCUAUAAAAAAAACCCCGUAGUGCCUCACGCUUGGGUCCCUACAAUAAUUUUUCCAGGAGAUGGAACAAAAUAUAUGCAUUUACAAUACUUGCUGUGUCCUAGAGUCAGUUGAUCCCAUUUGCGACCUUCCCAACUGACAUCUGACAAGCAAAGUCAAUGAGGAAAGCCAGAUUCACUUAACAACCAUGUGGUUCACUUAACAACUGCGGAGAUUUGCUUAAUAUUCAUGGCAAAAAUGGUUGUAAAAUCGGGUGUGACCCACUGAACAACUGUUUUGCUUAGCAAUGAAAAUUGUGAUCUCAAUUGUAGUUAUAAAUCGAGGACUAUCUGUAUAAUACGUUCCCCCUUUCUUCCACUCAUUUUUUCCCUUAUUGAAGUUCCUAUUAAAAUCCUCUACAUUAUCCACUCAAAAGCUCUGCCCCAGUUUGUUUGGCUCCAGCCCUAUGUAAGAAGAGAUCUCUGCUCUUACCCAUUCUUUACAUCACCCUGGCUACCUUGUGCCCACUGUAGCACUGCAGUAGAAAGAGGUGAGAAUGAGUCCAUUGCAGGUGAGCCAAUAAUGUCCUGAUUAUCCUUCAGAGAUGAUGAUCUCAUGGGCAUCUGUGCUUUUGUCCCCAUGCCAUUCUGGUAGUGGAAAAGGUCAGAGCUUCUCUCCCCCUCUGUAAUGCAUCCCCGGCUCUCUACCCCUUUCCCACCCUGAUAAAAAGCCACUGACUUUGCUAGCCUUCUUCUGUAGGAGAUAUUUUAUAUGGGGAAAUAUUUAAAUUUUGAUACUUGUCUCCAUAUGCAUGAUGACAUGUCCAGGCCAGGAAUGGAUAAAUUAAUGAAAUAGAAUUCUAAUAGCCUUUUUAAAAGGCCCUGGUUCCCUUCUAAUAUAUGGGCACUUCACUCUUACAGCUGAUUUAUGCAUUUCUAGCAGCUUAUAUAUCAAAUAUUAAGUUAUUGCUCCUACAGAUUUUCCAUUACUUGUGGCAGAAGCAAUAUGCACACCUUUUUGAGUCUUGGCCACAGAUGCACAGGAAAGCCUCUCUCCAAUAGGUAGGCCUACAAAAAGGCAUACAAAUUUAGUAAAUAAAUAAAUAAAAUAACUAGGCACCUUCAUACUGAAAUGAGCCAAGCAUGUCAGAGUCCUCCUUGCAAGAAAGCUACAUUUAGUUGAGCCCAAGACUUGUAUCGCAGAUCCCUUGACAAACAGGCUUAUGGAGUAGCUCUUGUGGAAGAUGUCUUUUUCCAGAAAGUUCAGUUGCCUUUUGAAAAAGCACCUCUGGGUCUUGUGGAAGAUAUAGCCUAGGGGUCAGCAACCUGCGGCUCUGGAGCCGCAUGUGGCUCUUUCAUCCCUCUGCUGCAGCUCCCUGUUGCUGGUCAGCUUCACAAUUGAUAGGACUUUUGGUUAGGACAGGUAGAAGAUAAAGGAAGCCAUGCUAGGAGGAGACUAUGAUGGGGGUCAGCUCCAGAACUGAAUGGGGGCUUCCGGUUAGGACCUUUGUGGUUCUUUGAAUGUUUAAGGUUGCCAACCCCUGAUAUAGCCAGACAGGAGAGGGCUCCUAGGUUUGAAAUUGGAGAAGGGCUACACGGUCAUGAUUCUUGAAAGAGUGUAGGAUCUUUCUAAAUUAGUUCAUCAUUGAAGUGUGGAGCUGAAAAAGUUCCCAAGGGCCCUUUAUCUUUGCUCCUAGGUUUCUCCCACAUGGUCGCUAUACAUUAUAUUUGAUGUCAUCUCUUUGCCGUCUUCAUUUUGAAUUAGACUAAAUCUGUGAAAGAGGUUUUACGUUUUCAAAUACAGGCAGAAUAAACCAAAAUAAAAUGGAAAUUAUUAGAGAAGGAAGUUGUGAAAAGAGCCUCUGAAUAUAUGUAGGGCAUAUGUACACGCAGAGCAGUGAUGUUUGGAUUCCUUUAAUAUAUUUCAAAUCUGGUUUCUUACUUCAGUCAAAAGUAACAAUCCCCCAAUUACAGUUUCACAGCAUUUGUUAAUUUUUAAUUGUCUCGAUCAAUACUUUACAAGUGGAUUCUUGUAAAAGUAAUAUACUGUGACAUAUAUUAAAAAUCUAAUUGAAUAUUUAUUGUUCCUGUUUCCAAAGAACAAUAUAAAAGAGAGAUUAUUUUUAACUUUUAAAAAAAACUGAAGCGAAUAACAUGCAUUCAAAUUUCUCUGACUAUUUCCAUAUCAUUAUAUUAAAUAAAUCACCAAUCUUGAAAACUAGAUCUACAACCUACAUCCACACAUACAUAAUGGCCUCAUUACUCAACUGAGAAUAGAAUAGAAUAGAAUAGAAUAGAAUAGAAUAGAAUAGAAUAGAAUAGAAUAGAAUAGAAUAGAAUAGAAUAGAAUAGAAUUCUUUAUUGGUGUGAUUGGACACACACCAGUGUUGUGUCUCAAAUACGCAGUCAGGACAUUUGUGUGAUAUUGUCACACCCAUAGCUCCCUGAACCAUUAGAUGAUCAUGAUGACACCCUAAUUUUUAUUUCAGAAAGUUAAUUAUUUUUUGCCCUCCACCACAGUGGUGGGAUUCAGCCAGUUUGCACCACUUCGGGAGAACCAGUUGUUAACUUUCUGAGCAGUUUGGCAAACUUGUUGUUGGAAGAAAUCAUUAGGGCAGAGAACCGGUUGUUAAAUUAGUUGAAUCCCACCACUGCUCCACCAUCCUCCAUGUUCUGUUGGACAUGUAGCUGCCUUAUGUGAUACUCAGUAAGUUUGUUGACCACCACACAAUGUAACUUGUGAUGUCUAUAUACUUAUGAUGAAGUCAGUUAGAAUUGGUGGACAAAAGUAGACCUGCUCUGUUUAGCUUUCUACUUAGGGGGCAGAUUUCUCAUCUAGCAAAUGUUCUGUUGCCUGAGACUAGACUAGAGGUUGAAUAUACUUUCUAAGAUGUGCAAAGUACCAAAUAGAACAUGGACACUUUGGCAAGGAUAUACCUCUAUUUGUUACUCAGCAGGAUCUAAGCCAAAAAUCAUUUUGAUAUCUAUAAGUCACCACAAUGAGAACAAAGGAAAAUAGCUAUUAUAUGGAACAUACUUUUGCCCACCAAUUCAAACAAUCAAAUUCUUGUCAAAUAUCUCUUUUUAUGUGUAUAUGGGAGUAGUUUUCAACAUCAUAGGGUGAUCAUAAUGCGAGAGAUUAGGAUUCUUAUAUGUUUAGAAACUCUCUUUGAUCACUAUGAAAUAGGAAGUAUGAGGGAAUAUAUUAAGGCAUAACCUAGUUCUGUUUCCUUCACCUUUAAUCUUAACAUGAUGAGCUCAAAGACAGAAAGGAUGAAGGUGGAAUCUACGUUCUUAUCUUGCUUCCAGUCUUCCUAUUAUCAUGUCUCAAAAGGGUGACAAUUUUGAAAGAAAACAGUUGUUCUGUAGAUGUAAAUGGCACUCUGUUCAAAAGUGGCAAAGGUUACAGGUUUGGCUUCAGUUUGCCUUGGUAGAAUGCUUCUUGACAGGGAAGUCAUACCAUCCUCCUCACCAAGGAAGAGAAAUGAUCCCAUGAGGUUCUUCAUGUGAUAUAACUAGCCUAUAGUUAGAAGAGGCUUUCCCAUCUGUCGCAGAUGGAAUCUGUGUGGCAAAACAUAGCUUGUUUGCUUUGCAUUUAAGGGAGGGGGGGUUGUAGACACACACAUUAUUUUGUGUUCCACUUUCAGUGCAGUGAGCCAACUGAAUCACUAACAGGUCACCCUUUUAGAAACUUUUGCCAUCCAAUUGGUAAGGCUAAAAUAAGCUUUUACAGUUACUGCAAUAUGCAUUGCUUGAAUCGGUCUAAAAAUGAGGAGCCUUUAAUUACAAUACAUUUUUGUCUUUCACGUAUUCUCAGCAUUUAACAAUGUCUUGUUAGUUACAGUCUUCCAAAGAAACAAUGUCUGUAUUUUAAAAUCCUCUCUUCUGUGAUACAACUUUAUUCUGAUAACUGCUGGCAAAAAUGAAAUGUUGGUAUUAUCUUAAUCCAAUUUGGAUUGUGUUCACCUAACUGAAAAAUGUACAAUCUGGCUCAUAGCUUCUACGUGCAGGGUGGGUAUAGGAAUUUUUUUUUAAAGAAAAGGCAAGAGAGUUUUAUUAAUUAAAAUCUCCCCUGGGCUUAGGAGAUGAUAUUUUUAAAAAGGUAAGAAGUUAAAGGAAGUAUGAGGCAACCUUCUCAAAGCACGUAUUCGUCGCCAUGAAUUUUAGAUCUACAUUGAACAUAAUUGAACAUAUUUUACAAUUUGCUGUUCUACGUGAGGGAGGGUAGAUGUUGUAGUGCCAUAGAAUCUGUGUGUGUUUUAUCAAAAAUGAAGUCACAUACAAAGUCUUCCAGCUCUCAGUUUGAAUAUGGAGGUCUGUUAUCUAAGAGUAUAACAUUUUAGGAUAUCUCCCUGCAUCACAGCUUUGCUGUAAUGAAUGAAGCCGUAAAACACAAUGUUGUCUUGAAGAAGAGAAAAUCUAAAAGAUUAUGUCCUCUAGUGCUUGUCUUCAUCUAAGUGCUUUCAUUUUAAACUUUCUUCAGUGAACAUAUAAAAACAGAAUUGAACAUCCUCUUAUAAAUAGACAUUAACAGAAUAUAUUGUGUUCUGAGGGGUAAGUGUAUUAAUUUUCACACCCACCCCCUUUUUCAUCUAUUUUUAUUUAUUUUAGACCUCAUUUGAAAGCACAUUGGAGCCAAUUAACCAAGAAUGUUUUUGAAUAAUAUGUUAUUACAAUAUUAUUACCUGGCUCCUACAAAUUAGAAAAAAGGACUGUGUUUUUAACAUGUUGUAUGAGUUUUCAAACGUACUAUAUGAUUUCUUUGUAAUUGUUCAGUGAAUUACUUGUAUCCCGCCUCAAUGAAAACCUCUGGCAUUUAUUAUACUUUUAGCAUUAAUUAUAAAACCUGCAUUAAAAAUGAAAUUUGUUUGUAUUCUAAUUUGAUAAUGUAUCUUAAAUUAAAAUGUAUUUUUGUAACAUAGAUUAAUAUUAAAGUCAUUUUUAAGACUGGUUUUUUCCGCAUAUUCACUUUGAUGUUGGAAAAGUUUUAUUAGCUAGAAUUCAGAGAGUGAAGUACUGUGGUUAUGUAUGUUACUAUCAUUACUAUCUACUGGAAGAAAGGGGGGAAAAUGAUUCACAAAAUCUCCUUAUUCUCACACAAGGUGUGAGUUUUGGGGGUCAGCAGGAAGGAAGGUGUCUUUAGUUUCAUGCGUCAAGUAGAGCUAUUUGAAGAUCUUCAAGGCCUCUUUGCAUUUCCCUGAAGGAAAACAAAUAAUUGUGGGAAAGGUUCUUGCAAGUUAGAAAAGUUACAAUAAUGGAGAAGACCAUAAGAUAAUGGAUAAUCAGCAGUACAGGUAGCCCUCGACUUAUGAUCACCAUUAAGCCCAAGAUUUCUGUUACUAAGUGAGAUAGCUGUUUUGCCCCAUUUUUCAACCUUUGUUUUGUUCUUAAGUGAAUUACUGCAGUUGUUAAGUGUAACAUGGUUAGUAACAUGGUUGUUAAAUGAAUCCAGUUUCUUCAUUGACUUUGCUUGUCAGAAGGUCACAAAAGAUAAUCACAUGACCCCAGGACACUGCAACCGUCAUGAGUUGGUUGCCAAGGUUUGAUCUGAAUUUUGGUCAUGUGACCAUUGUAAGUAUGAAAAACAGUCAUAAGUCAUUUCUUCAGUGCCAUUGUUGGCAAGCUCCAGAUCACCAAUCAAACAAUUACAAUCAAAUGGAUGUAUUGUCCUUAUUGGGUGCACUAUUAAUGCUUUCAGGUGUUUAAUCUGAUUUUUUUUAAUGGAGCACUUUUAUUAUUUUGAUUGAGGUGACAGGUGUACAAAGGAUGCCAAACAAAUAAAUAAGUAAAAAUCAGCAUUAAGCACCAAGACUAUAUGGGAUAUCCUUGAAACAGUUAAAGGUUGAUAUUGUAAUCACUAAGAGUUGAACAUAGCCUGAUAUUCCUUAUCACUAGAGUCAAAAUUUUAGGGGGUAGGAAAUAAGUCACUAAAAAUGUGAAAGAUCAGAGCCUUGAUCCAAGCAUCCUAUCCUUCCUCAGAUGGCUUAAAUUAUAUUUUGUAAGCACAUGACCUUCCAUAUUCACUUAACUUGUUGGAUGCCUUUUUUUUCCUUAUCAACACAACUGUGUGCCCCAAUACUUCCACUCACAAUUGCUAUCAUAGGCCAACCCUGACACUUUAAUCAAAAGGCUGCACUCAUUGAGCUGGCCUAAUAAAGAACAAUGAUGUCAAAUGAAAACAUUUGCCUCAGGGAAAGGCCAGGCAGUUUUCAGAUGAGAUGGGAUGAGGCAGCUGUGGCUCCACCUGAAAGAGGACUUUGAAGAUGAGCCUUCGGAGGCAAGAAACGUAAUGUCCAGAAUGAGGAGCAGCAAAGGCACAUGGGCACGGAGCCAAUAAAGCAAAUGCAAAACCCUCCAGGCAUCAGAAAACAUUUUCUAAAUGGAUGGAGGCAUCGAUAAACAGACUCAUGAAAAAUGCCCUUUCGUCUAUUUUAUAUGUAUAUGCUGUCUCAUUUUCUCAAGGAGGGACACACACACACACACAAAUACAAGAACUCUUAAUAUAUAGAACAUAACCUGCAUCGGGACUAAACUUAAACCUGUAGUUAAGCGACUAUCUACCAUCAAAAAGUUGCUUUUACACUUUAGAGACACAACUACUUCUCAUCUUUUUACUUACUGAAACCAAAAGGAGGGGUUUUUUUUAAUCCUGCUAAUUGCUAGCAGAGGAGUAAGGAAUUGUUAUCUGGAUUACAGUCACAGAAAACAACUAUUUACAGUACAGGUAGUCCUCAACAUACAGCCAAAAUGGAGCCCAAAGUUUCUGUUGCUGAGACAGUUGCUAAAUGAAUUUUGCCCCAUUUUACCACCUUCUGCAAUUGGUAAGUGAACCACUGCAGUUGUUAAGUUUCCCCAUUGAUUUUGCUUGUCAGAAGGUCAUGGUGGAUCCCAUGACCCCAGGACACUGCAACCAUCAUAAAUAUGAGCCAAUUGCCAAGUGUCCAGAUUUUUUUUUUUAAUUGAAAAAGUUUUACAACAACAAUUAAAUUUUCCCCUCCCC